This is a messenger RNA of Sphaeramia orbicularis (orbiculate cardinalfish), 15759 nucleotides long. RefSeq names its product ryanodine receptor 3 (gene ryr3). The coding region runs from base 122 to 14707 and encodes 4861 amino acids. The record is from RefSeq and is a predicted model, not a curated record. Gene Ontology annotation, molecular function: ryanodine-sensitive calcium-release channel activity; protein binding; calcium ion binding. NCBI's taxonomy places the organism in Eukaryota, Metazoa, Chordata, Actinopteri, Kurtiformes, Apogonidae. Gene Ontology annotation, biological process: release of sequestered calcium ion into cytosol by sarcoplasmic reticulum; striated muscle contraction; intracellular calcium ion homeostasis. The transcript is spliced from 108 exons. Gene Ontology annotation, cellular component: Z disc; smooth endoplasmic reticulum; calcium channel complex.
CGGGCUGCCCUAUAUGGCUGUGGAUGAGCUCUCUGCUAAUAUCGGCUUGAGAGGCACAGCAUCGCGUUUCUGCCGGCAGUCAGUGGUGGCUUCCAGAGUCUGAGCAGGCUCCUUCACAGCCAUGGCUGAGGGCGGAGAAGGGGAAGAUGAGAUCCAGUUCUUGAGAACUGAUGAUGAGGUGGUGCUCCAGAGUGUGGCCACCAUCCAGAAGGAGCAUCGCAAGUUCUGCCUGGCCGCGGAGGGACUUGGAAACCGUCUGUGUUACCUGGAAUCUACAUCGGAAGCUAAGUAUGUUCCUCCAGACCUGUGUAUCUGUAACUUUGUGUUGGAGCAGUCCCUGUCAGUGCGGGCCCUGCAGGAGAUGCUGGCGAACACCGGGCAGAACAGUGAAGGGAGUGCUGACCAUGAAAAAUGGAGGUUGAUUAAAAAGGCGGGUCAAGGGGGUGGACACCGUACCCUGCUCUACGGUCACGCAAUCCUCCUUCGCCACUCCUUCAGUGGUAUGUAUCUGACCUGUUUGAAGACAUCGCGGUCUCUGACAGACAAGUUGUCAUUUGAUGUUGGACUACAAGAGGAUUCAAUAGGUGAGUCCUGCUGGUGGACUAUACACCCUGCAUCCAAGCAGAGAUCUGAGGGUGAGAAAGUUCGUAUCGGAGAUGACCUGAUCCUUGUCAGUGUGUCCACGGAGAGAUACCUGCACCUCUCCAUCUCCAAUGGAAACUUCCAGGUGGACGCUUCCUUCAUGCAGACCCUGUGGAACGUUCAGCCUACCUGCUCUUCAAGCAACAUGGCUGUAGGGUAUUUAAUUGGUGGACAUGUCAUGCGUCUCUGUCAUGGACACGAUGAGAGUUUGACCAUCCCUGGAGCAGAUAAGAGUGAAGAGGAGCAGAGGAUAGUCAACUAUGAAGCGGGUAAAGGAGCGUCAAAGGCCCGCUCAUUGUGGAGACUGGAGCCUCUGAGGAUCAGCUGGAGUGGUAGCCACAUCCGUUGGGGCCAGGCUUUCCGACUUAGACAUCUCUCUACUGGCCAUUACCUGGCCCUGACAGAGGACCGUGGACUGGUUCUGCAAGACCAAGAGAAAUCCGACACCAAGGCGACCGCGUUCUGCUUCAGGCCCUCCAAGGAAAAAGGUGACUCUGGCCCGAAGCGGGACAUCGAUGGCAUGGGGGUUCCUGAAAUCAAGUACGGAGACUCUGUCUGCUUCGUCAUGCAUGUGGCGACGGGACUGUGGCUGUCCUACCAGGCGCCUGAUGCCAAAUCGUCUCGUCUGGGCCCCCUGAAAAGAAGGGCCUGCCUGCAUUCUGAAGGCCACAUGGAUGAUGGGCUGAUCCUCCAGCGCUGUCAGCAUGAGGAGUCUCGGGCUGCACGAAUCAUCCGCAACACCACGUUCCUCUUCACCAACUUCAUCAAAGCUUUGGACAGCACAACUGAGGGGGAGUCCACGGCAGUGGCCGGGUAUGUUGAAGAGGUGCUUCAGACGCUGAACGAUCUGAUCGAAUACUUCAAGCAGCCAGAUUCAGAGCUGGAGCACGAGGAGAAACAGUGCCUCCUCCGUUCACUCAUCAAACGUCAAGACCUCUUCAAAGAGGAGGGCAUGCUAAGCCUGCUGUCCAAAUGCAUUGACCGGAUGAACCUGUACGACAGCGCUGCCCAGUUUGGGGAGAUGGCUGGGGAGGAGGCAGGGGCAGCGUGGAAGGAUAUUCUCAACCUACUUUAUGAACUCCUCGCUGCACUGAUUCGUGGGAAUAGGAACAACUGUACCCAGUUUUCCCGGAACUUGGACUGGUUGGUCAGCAAACUGGAGAGACUGGAGUCUUCAUCAGGAAUUCUGGAAGUCCUCCACUGUAUCUUGGUAGAAAGCCCGGAGGCUCUGAACAUCAUCCAGAGAGGGCACAUUAAAUCCAUCAUCUCACUGCUCUACAAGCAUGGGCGCAACCACAAGAUCUUGGACGUCUUGUGUUCCCUCUGUGUUUGUAAUGGUGUGGCUGUAAGAGCCAAUCAGAAUCUUAUCUGUGAUCACCUGCUUCCCAGGAGGGACCUGUUGCUUCAGACACGACUAGUUAAUGAUGUUCAGAGUAUGAGGCCAAACAUCUUCCUGGGGAUGGCUGAAGGCUCAGCUCAGUAUAAGAAGUGGUAUUUUGAGCUGGUGAUAGACCAGGUGGACCACUUUGUCACUGGAGAGCCGACCCACCUGAGAGUCGGCUGGGCCAACACUAAAGGCUAUGCUCCGUAUCCUGGUGGAGGAGAGGGAUGGGGAGGAAAUGGUGUCGGGGAUGACUUGUACUCCUACAGCUUUGAUGGGCUUCAUCUCUGGUCAGGCCGAAUCCCCAGGGCCGUGGCCUCCAUUAACCAGCACCUGCUGAACUCAGACGAUGUGGUCAGCUGCUGUCUGGAUCUGGGCGCUCCCAGCAUGUCCUUCAGGAUCAACGGCCAGCCUGUCCAGGGCAUGUUCGAGGACUUCAACACCGAAGGGUUCUUCUUCCCCGUCGUCAGUUUCUCUGCAGGUGUUAAGGUUCGUUUCCUACUGGGUGGACGCCAUGGAGAUUUUAAGUUUCUGCCCCCCGCUGGUUACUCUCCUUGCUAUGAAGCGUUGCUGCCCAAGGAGAAGAUGCAUGUAGAGCCUGUGAAGGAGUACAAGAGGGACCAUGAGGGGGUCCGUGACCUGCUGGGAACUACCCAGUUCCUCUCUCAAGCCUCUUACAUCCCCACUCCUGUUGACACCAGCCAGGUUGUUCUUCCCCCUCACCUGGACAACGUCCGGGACAAGCUGGCGGAAAAUAUCCAUGAACUGUGGGGGAUGAACAAGAUUGAACUGGGUUGGACCUAUGGCAAGGUUCGUGAUGACAACAAGAGGCAGCACCCUUGCCUUGUGGAUUUUGCCAAGCUGCCUGAAACUGAAAGGAACUACAAUCUGCAAAUGUCUAGUGAAACACUUAAAACCCUGUUGGCACUGGGAUGCCAUGUUGCCCAGGUCAAUGUUCAUGCUGAGGACGAUCUGAAGAAAAUCAAACUGCCUAAAGACUACAUGAUGUCUAAUGGAUACAAGCCUGCGCCACUGGAACUUUCUGACGUGAAACUGAAUGCAGGUCAGGAGGUUCUAGUAGAUAAACUGGCCGAGAAUGCACACAAUGUGUGGGCCAAAGACAGAAUUAAACAAGGAUGGACCUAUGGCAUCCAGCAGGAUUUGAAGAGCAGGCGUAAUCCUCGCCUGGUGCCAUAUGCUUUACUGGACGAGCGCACAAAGAAAUCUAACCGAGACAGUCUGAGAGAGGCCAUCAGGACCCUGGUUGGAUACGGAUAUGACAUUGACCCGCCAGAUCAGGAAGCUCCUCAUGCGACGGAUGAUCAAAGCGUGGAGACCAUCCGCUUCUUCCGUGUGGAGCAGACGUACGCAGUGAAGACGGGGAAAUGGUAUUUUGAGUUUGAGGCCUUAAGUGGAGGUGAUAUGAGGGUCGGCUGGGCCAGACCAGGCUGCAGACCUGAUGUUGAACUCGGAACAGACGACCAGGCCUAUGUCUUCGAUGGAUACAGGGGUCGACGUAUGCAUGCAGGCAGCCGCUACUUCGGCCUUCCCUGGAAGAAGGGCGAUGUGGUUGGUUGCAUGAUCAAUAUGGAGGACAAAUCCAUGAUUUUCACUUUGAAUGGAGAGCUGCUCAUCACCAACAAAGGCUCUGAGCUUUGCUUCGCUGACUUUGAGACCGAGGACGGUUUCAUCCCUGUGUGUAGCAUGGGACUGUCACAGAUAGGCCGUAUGAACCUGGGUAAGGACGCCAGCACGUUUAAGUACUACACCAUGUGUGGUCUCCAGGAGGGCUUCGAACCCUUCGCUGUUAACAUGAACCGAGAGAUCACCAUGUGGUUCAGCAAACGCCUGCCCACCUUCGUCAAUGUCCCAGAAGACCACAUGCACAUAGAGGUGACGAGGAUCGACGGAACAGUAGACAGCCCCCCCUGCCUCAAAGUCACUCACAAGACAUUCGGCACCCAGAACAGCAACAAUGACAUGGUUUACUGCAAACUGAGCAUGCCUGUGGAGUUCUACUCUGCCGACAUGAUACUGGACGAGUCGCUGAAACUCAGCCAACCUCCAAAAGAAGAUGGAAGUGUUGACUACGGAAGCAUCACAACUUAUUACCAUUCAGUGAGAGUGUUUGCUGGACAGGACCCUGCAUCUGUGUGGGUGGGCUGGGUCACGCCUGAUUAUCAUUACUACAGCAAGAACUUCAGCCUCAACAAGACGCGAACCGUCACCGUCACCCUGGGAGACGAGAGAGGACGCGUCCAUGAGAGUGUCCAGAGGAGUAACUGUUACAUGGUGUGUGGAUCAGACGCUGUCGGCCAGUCGUCCUCCGGCCGCUCCAACUCUGACCUGGAGAUUGGCUGUCUGAUCGACCUGGCCACCGGCCUUGUCUCCUUCACUGCCAACGGCAAGGAGCUGCCAACAUCAUAUCAGGUGGAACCGAAUACCAAGCUGUUCCCCGCUGUGUUUGCACGUCCCACGAGUGCAAACCUCUUCCAGUUCGAAUUUGUCAAGAUCAAGGAUGCCAUGCCGCUCUCAUCUGCCAUAUUUAAAAGCGAGCACAGAAACCCGGUGCCUCAGUGUCCGCCACGGUUGGAUGUUCAGACCAUCGUGGCUGUGCUGUGGAGCCGAAUGCCGAACACCUUCCUCAAUGUGGAGACGGCUCGAGUCAGCGAGAGACACGGUUGGGUGGUCCAGUGUCUGGAGCCUCUGCAGAUGAUGGCUGUACAUAUUCCAGAGGAGAACAGGUGUUUGGACAUCCUGGAGUUAUCUGAGCUUGAAGACUUGAGGAAGUUCCACUACCACACGUUGAAGCUGUACUGUGCCCUCUGUGCCCUGGGAAACACCCGUGUGGCUCAUGCCCUCUGCAGUCAUCUGGACCAAUCACAGCUCCUCUACACCAUCGACAACCAGUAUCUGUCUGGCAUGUUGAGGGAGGGCUUCUACAAUGUCCUCAUGAGUAUCCAUCUUGAGACAGCAAAGGAGGCACGUCUUAUGAUGAACAACGAGUUUAUUAUCCCAGUGACGGACGAGACGCGCUCCAUCAAGCUGUUUCCUGAUGAGUCAAAGAAGCAUUCGCUGCCCGGCGUCGGCCUGAGCACCUCCCUCAAACCUCGCGUCAACUUCUCCCCCGUGGGCAUCAUCAGCAUGAAGCGCCAGCAGUACAUCUACAGCCCCCAGAUCCCGCUGGGCGUGCUGAAGGAGAAGGCCAUCAGCAUGCUCACGGAGGCCGUGCAGGGCGGAGGCACCCACAUCCGAGACCCGGUGGGUGGCAGCGUGGAAUACCAGUUCGUCCCCAUCCUCAAACUGAUCGGAACACUGUUGAUUAUGGGAGUCCUGACCAGUGACGAGGUCCGACUGAUCCUCCUCCUGAUCGACCCCAAUGUGUUCGGCGAGGCGAAGGAGGCCGAGGAGGCAAAGGGGGAUGAGGUUGCUGUGGCAGGGGAGAAGGAGGAAGUAAGCAAGAAUGAGGAGAAGGCCGUGGAGGCAGGAGAGGAGGAGACGAAGGAGAGUAAAGCUCCAGUGAAGGGUCUGUUGGAGAAGUCACUGCCAGAGUCUGUCAAACGCCAGAUGUGCGAGCUGCUGCACUACUUCUGUGACUGUGAGCUGAAGCACCGCAUUGAGUCCAUUGUCUCCUUCUCCGAUAGCUUUGUGUCCAAGCUGCAGUUCAACCAAAAAUUCCGCUACAAUGAACUGAUGCUGGCGCUCAACAUGUCCGCCGCUGUUACCGCCAAGAAGACCAAAGAGUUCCGUUCCCCCCCGCAGGAGCAGAUCAACAUCCUGUUGAAUUUCAGUGCUGGGGAGGACUGCCCCUGCCCGGAGGAAAUCCAAGAUGAACUCAAUGCCUUCCACGAAGAACUGCGACUGCACUGUGGAAUCCCAGUGGAGGAGGAAGAGGAAGAGCAGGAUACCUCAAUAAAAGGCCGACUGCUGGCUCUGCUCUACAAGAUCAAGGGUCCGCCUCAGAAGCAAGAAGAGGAACCAACUGAGAAGGAACAGGCUGAUCCCACCAACCUAAAGGAACUGAUCUCCCAGACCAUAACCAGUUGGGCCCAGGAGUCUCACAUCCAGGACCCAGAGCUGGUCAGAGUGAUGUUCAGCCUCCUGAGGCGACAGUAUGACGGCAUUGGAGAGCUGCUCCGGGCUAUGAAGAAGUCAUACACCAUCAGCGCUGCGUCUGUGCAGGAUGCUAUUAAUCUGUUGGCGUCUUUGGGCCAGAUCCGGUCUUUACUGUCAGUACGUAUGGGCAACGAGGAGGAGAAACUCAUGAUCGAUGGACUUGGCGACAUCAUGAACAAUAAAGUUUUCUACCAGCAUCCGAACCUGAUGAGAGUGCUGGGCAUGCACGAGACGGUCAUGGAGGUCAUGGUCAAUGUGCUGGGAGGAGACAAGUCCCAGGAAAUUGCCUUCCCAAAGAUGGUCGCCAGCUGUUGUCGCUUCUUGUGCUACUUCUGCCGUAUCAGCCGCCAAAAUCAGAAAGCCAUGUUUGACCACCUGAGUUAUCUGCUGGAGAACAGCAGCGUCGGACUGGCAUCUGAGGCUAUGCGAGGCUCCACUCCAUUGGAUGUGGCAGCUUCCUCUGUGAUGGACAACAACGGCCUGGCUCUGGCCUUAGAGGAGCCGGAUCUGGAGAAGGUGGUGACAUACCUGGCAGGCUGCGGUCUUCAGAGCUGUGCCAUGCUGGUUGCUAAGGGUUACCCCGACCUGGGCUGGAACCCCAUCGAGGGAGAGCGCUACCUGUCCUUCCUGAGGUUCGCCGUCUUCUGCAACGGUGAGAGCGUGGAGGAAAACGCUAACGUGGUGGUGAAGCUGCUGAUCAGACGUCCUGAGUGUUUCGGACCCGCCCUCAGAGGAGAGGGUGGACAGGGUCUGCUGGCUGCCAUGCAGGAGGCCAUCAAGAUCUCUGAGGAUCCAGCCCUGGACCUUCCAAAAAGUUCUGCUGGAGUCACUGCAGCGUCUGGUGAGGAGGAGGGAGAAAUUAUCCACAUGGGCAAUGCCAUCAUGUCCUUCUACUCAGCUCUUAUUGACCUGUUGGGACGUUGUGCUCCAGAGAUGCAUCUUAUCAAUGCGGGUAAAGGCGAGGCUCUGCGUAUUCGAGCCAUUCUGCGCUCCCUGGUUCCCACUACAGACCUGGUUGGAGUCAUCAGUAUCCCUCUCAACAUGCCUGUGGUUAAUAAAGAUGGUACCGUGACUGAACCGGAUAUGUCAGCCUGUUUCUGUCCGGACCACAAGGCUCCCAUGGUGCUCUUCCUAGACAGAGUGUACGGUAUCGAGGACCAGGGCUUCCUGCUGCAACUGCUGGAGGUCGGCUUUCUGCCUGACCUCCGAGCUUCAGCAUCUCUGGACACGGAGGUGUUGAGCACCACAGAGACUGCAUUGGCCAUGAACAGAUACAUCGGUUCUGCUCUGCUGCCUCUGCUGACCCGCUGCGCCGCUCUGUUCGCCAGCACCGAACACCACGCACAGCUGGUCGACUCCACGCUGCAGACCAUCUACCGACUGUCCAAAGGCCGUUCUCUCACCAAAGCCCAAAGAGACGCCAUUGAGGAAUGUCUGCUGGCUAUCUGCAAACAUCUGCGUCCAUCCAUGAUGCAACAACUGCUGAGAAGGCUGGUAUUUGAUGUUCCCCUGCUCACUGAUUACUGCAAGAUACCACUCAAGCUGCUCACCAACCACUAUGAACAGAACUGGAAAUACUACUGCCUGCCAUCUGGUAUGGGCAGCUUCGGCAUAGCUUCAGAGGAAGAGCUCCUCCUGACUAAGAAACUCUUCUGGGGAAUCUUUGACUCUCUUUCUCAGAAGAAAUAUGAUGCUGAACUUUUUAAAAUGGCAAAGUCAUGCCUGUGUGCCGUCGCUGGAGCCUUGCCACCUGAUUUUGUGGACGCUAGCCUUGGAGCAACGCUGGAGAAGCAGGCAUCAGUGGAUGCACAGGGCAACUUUGACCCCAAACCCAUCAACACUGCCAAUAUCUCCCUUCCUGAAAAACUUGAGUACAUUGCCAACAAAUAUGCAGAGCAUUCCCAUGACAAGUGGUCCUCAGAGAAGGUAUCAGCAGGCUGGAAACUUGGAGACAGCAUUGAUGAACAAGCCAAAAGCCAUCCUCUGCUGAAGCCUUAUAAAGCUCUGAGUGAGAAGGAGAGAGAAACAUAUCGCUGGCCAGUGAAGGAGUCACUGAAGAGCAUGCUGGCUAUGGGUUGGAACAUUGAGAGGACCAAGGAGGGAGAAGCCAUGUUCCAACAGCGAGAAAGUGAAAAACAGAGAAAGAUAUCAGAGUCUCAGGUUAAUGGAUUCAGUCCUGCUCCAAUGGACCUGCACAAUGUCACUUUGUCAAGAGAGUUACAGGGCAUGGUUGAGGUGGUUGCAGAAAAUUACCACAACAUCUGGGCGAAGAAGAAGAAGUCUGAGCUCAUUAGCAAAGGAGGAGGGACCCAUCCACUGCUGGUUCCCUAUGACACCCUGACCGCUAAAGAGAAGUACAGAGACCGAGAAAAGGCCCAAGAGCUCUUCAAGUUCCUGCAGAUCAGCGGCUACGCCAUCACGAGAGGUCUGAAAGACAUGGAGCAGGACUCAUCAUCCAUGGAGAAACGCUUCGCCUUCAAGUUCCUCAAGAGGCUGCUAAAGUAUGUUGACUCUGCUCAGGAGUUCAUCGCUCAUCUUGAGGCUAUGGCCACCAGUGGAAAAACGGACAAAUCACCUCACGACCAGGAAAUCAAGUUCUUUGCCAAGGUGCUGCUUCCUUUAAUAGAUCAAACCUUAAAGAACCACUGUCUUUACUUCCUGUCCACGCCCAGCAAAAACCUGAGCAGCUGUGGAUGUGCCUCCAACAAAGAGAAGGAGAUGGUCACCAGCCUGUUCUGUAAGCUGGCAGCUCUUGUCAGACACAGGAUUUCUCUCUUUGGAAGCGACUCUGCUAUGAUGGUGAGCUGUCUGCACAUCCUCACACGCUCACUCGACACAAGAACGGUGAUGAAAUCUGGAUCAGAGCUGGUCAAAGCUGGAUUUCGGGCAUUCUUUGAGAAUGCAGCAGAGGAUCUAGAGAAACUAGUGGAGAUGUUAAAACUGGGGAAGUUCAUGCAGUCACGUGCCCAGAUGAAGAGCAUGACCCAGGGCAUUAACUACGUGACAGUGGCGCUGCUGCCCAUCCUCACUGCUCUGUUUGACCACAUCAGAACAUACGAGUUUGGAGUAGACCUACUGUUGAAUGAUGUGCAGCUGUCCUGCUACAGAAUCCUCACCUGUUUCUAUUCUCUGGGAACAGGAAAGAUCAUCUUUGUGGAGAGACAUCUGCCGGCGAUUGGUGAGAGCCUAGCGACUCUGGUGGGGGCCAUGCCGGUGGCAUUCCUGGAACCCCACCUGAACGCCCACAACCCCCUCUCUGUCUUCAACACCAAGACCCCCAGAGAGAGGGCCAUCCUCAGUAUGCCUGACACAGUGGAGGAGAUGUGUCCAGAGAUGCCACGUUUGGACCGACUGCUCAAAGAUGUCCACGAUGUCUCAGAAUCUGGUGCACGCUACAGCGACAUGCCACAGGUCAUUGAGGUGAUCCUCCCCAUGCUGUGUAACUACCUGUCAUACUGGUGGGAGAAAGGUCCGGAGAACUCGCCUCCGGAUGCCCAGUGCUGCACGAUGGUGACCUCAGAACACCUCAGCAUCAUCCUGGGAAACAUCCUCAGGAUCCUGAACAACAACUUGGGCAUUGAUGACGCACCGUGGAUGAAGAGGAUUGCAGUCUACUCUCAGCCAAUCAUCUGCAAAGCCGGGGCAGAUCUGCUGAAAGGCCACUUCCUGCCCACACUGGACAAACUGAGGAAGAAGACAGUGAAGGUUGUGGCUGAGGAGGAGCAGCUGAAGGCUGACAGUAAAGGAGACAACCAAGAGGCCGAGCUGCUCAUCCUGGAUGAGUUCGCUGUGCUCUGCAGGGACCUUUACGCUUUCUACCCCAUGCUCAUCCGUUACGUGGACAACAACAGAUCCAGAUGGCUGAAGGAACCUGAUGCAGACUCCACUGAACUAUUCAGGAUGGUGGCUGAGAUCUUCAUCCUCUGGUGCAAGUCCCAUAACUUUAAGCGUGAGGAGCAAAACUUUGUCGUACAGAACGAGAUCAACAAUUUGGGCUUUUUAACCGGAGAAGGCAAGACGAAGAUGUCGAAGUCAGGAGGUGACCAGGAGAGGAAACACAAGCGGCGCCGUGGUGAAUACUACUCCAUCCAGACGUCUCUGAUUGUCGCUGCUUUGAAGAAGAUGCUGCCUAUUGGCCUCAACAUGUGCACACCAGGAGACCAGGAGCUCAUCUCCUUGGCCAAGAUCCGCUACAGUUUGAAAGACACAGAUGAUGAAGUGAAGGAGCACUUGCGUCAUAAUCUCCAUCUCCAGGACAAGUCUGAUGACCCCGCAGUCCAGUGGCAGUUGAAUCUGUACAAGGACGUGGUGGUGAAGAGUGAAGAACCUGCAGACCCAGAACACAAUGUGGACCGGGUUCAGAGCAUCUCUGCUGCCGUUUUCCACCUGGAGCAGGUUGAGCAGCCUCUGAGGAAUAAGAAGUGUGUUUGGCACAAGCUGCUGUCCAAACAGCGUAAGCGUGCAGUUGUGGCUUGUUUCCGCAUGGCUCCACUCUAUAACCUACCCAGGCAUCGCGCUAUCAACUUCUUCAUCCCGGCCUAUCAGAGACUUUGGAUAGAGGCAGAGGAGUACUCCUUUGAGGAGAAGCUAGUUCAGGAUCUGGCAAAAACGCCUAUGAAGAUUGUGGAGGAGGAGGAAGAGGAGGUGGCUGACAUCCAGCCAGACCCUCUGCAACAGCUCAUCCUCCACUUCAGCCACAACGCUCUGACAGAGAGAAGUCACUUGGAAGAAGAUCCUUUGUAUAUUGCAUAUGCAGACAUGAUGGCAAAGAGCUGUGCAGAAGAUGAGGAAGAAGAAGAGGAGGAAGGAAAAGAGAAGACAUUUGAGGAAAAAGAGAUGGAAAAGCAGAAGAUCCUGUAUCAGCAGGCGAGGCUGCACGCCCGUGGGGCUGCUGAGAUGGUGCUGCAGAUGAUCAGCGCCAGUAAAGGUCGACUGGGCCCCAUGGUGACCUGCACCCUAAAACUGGGCAUCUCCAUCCUAAAUGGAGGCAACGUGCAAGUUCAGCAGAAAAUGCUUGAUUACCUGAAAGAAAAAAGAGACGCAGGCUUUUUCAAGAGUCUCUCAGGACUGAUGCAGUCAUGCAGUGUCCUGGACUUGAAUGCAUUUGAGAGGCAGAACAAAGCAGAAGGACUUGGCAUGGUGACAGAGGAAGGUUCAAUCCACACUCAGCGGGGUUCCAAAGUGCUGCAGAAUGAUGAGUUUACUAAAGAUCUGUUCCGGUUUUUGCAACUUCUCUGUGAGGGUCACAAUGGAGAUUUCCAGAACUUCCUAAGAACCCAAACUGGAAACACCACCACAGUCAACAUCAUCAUCAGUACUGUGGACUAUCUACUGCGUCUUCAGGAAUCUAUCAGUGACUUCUACUGGUACUACUCUGGCAAAGACGUCAUUGAUGACACUGGAAAGCUCAACUUCUCCAAAGCUUUAAAUGUGGCCAAGCAGAUCUUCAACUCACUGACUGAGUAUAUUCAGGGUCCGUGUAUUGGGAACCAGCAGAGUCUGGCUCACAGCAGACUGUGGGAUGCAGUUGUGGGCUUCUUGCAUGUGUUUGCUAACAUGCAAAUGAAGCUGUCUCAGGAUGCCAGUCAGAUUGAGCUGCUGAAGGAGCUGAUGGAUUUACAAAAGGACAUGGUUGUCAUGUUGCUGUCUCUGCUAGAGGGUAAUGUGGUAAAUGGGACGAUUGGGAAGCAGAUGGUUGACACUCUGGUGGAGUCUUCUAACAAUGUUGAAAUGAUCCUCAAGUUCUUUGACAUGUUCCUCAAGCUGAAGGACCUGACCACCUCGGACAACUUCAAGGAGUACGAUCCCGAGUGUAAGGGUCUGAUUUCAAAGAAGGAGUUCCAGAAGUCCAUGGAGAGCCAGAAGCAGUACACGCAGUCAGAGAUCGAGUUCCUGCUCUCCUGCGCCGAGGCCGAUGAGAACGACAUGUUCAACUACAAGGAGUUCGUGGAGCGCUUCCACGAACCGGCCAAAGACAUCGGCUUCAACGUGGCGGUGCUGCUCACCAACUUGUCUGAACAUAUGCCACAUGACUCUCGACUGGGCAGCUUCCUCGAUCUGGCGGAAAGCGUGCUGAGCUACUUCGAGCCGUAUCUGGGCCGCAUUGAAAUCAUGGGCAGCGCCAAACGCAUCGAGAGGGUGUACUUCGAGAUCAGCGAGUCGAGCCGAGAGCAGUGGGAGAAGCCGCAGGUCAAAGAGUCCAAGCGUCAGUUCAUCUUUGACGUGGUGAACGAGGGUGGCGAGAGCGAGAAGAUGGAGAUGUUUGUGAAUUUCUGCGAGGACACCAUUUUUGAGAUGCAGCUGGCCUCGCAGAUCUCUGAGCCGGAUGUGGUGGAACAGCCCGAGGAGGAGGAAGAGGAGGAAGGACACAGCCUCCUGGAUGAACUGUCCGGGGACGAAGAAGGCGCUCUGGAGUCUGUGUCUGCUUUCACCACCGCGUGCCGUUCAGUCAAGAAGAAGAUCGAAAAUGUGCGACAAAUGUUUUCCGUUAAAAAUAUCCGCAAGCAGUUCAAGAAGGUCAAGAAACUGAGCAUCAGGGAGGUCAUCACUGGGUUCUUCUCUUUCUUCUGGAUGCUCUUCACUGGUUUCUUUAAGGGCAUCUAUGGCCUCAUCUUUGGCUUCUUCCACCUCAUCUGGUCGUCCAUGUUUGGUGGCGGUUUGGUCGAGGGAGCCAAGAACAUUAAGGUGACCGACAUCCUUGGGAACAUGCCCGACCCAACCCAGUUUGGUAUCCAUGGUGAUGUGAUAGAAGGGGAGAAAGUGGAGGCUGUAGAGUCAUCGGGAAGCCUGGACAGCGCUAUGGCACCAUCAGGAGACAUCAUGGAGGCAGAUAUGAUGUUAGAGUUACUAGCAGCGCCCAAGAAGGAAGGAGGAAAACAUGUGGAGCCUGGUCUGGGCGACGUGUCGGAGCUGAGCGAGACAUCUGGUACCGAUCACAAAAAGAAAAAGAAAGCUGCCAUUGAAACCCCAGAGAGCGAACCAGAAAAAGCAGACACGGAGAACAAGGAGAAGGAGGACAAGCCGAAGGAGGAGGAGGAGGCCAAGGAACCGGUGGCGGAGGAGAAACCCAAGGCUCGAUCCAGUCAGCCCAAGGAGGCGGCUCCUGCUUUCAUGUCCAGUAUCUUUGCCAUUCUGGAUGUUUAUAUGAACAAGAUACUGAACUACUUGGCUCGGAACUUCUACAACCUCCGUUUCCUGGCUCUGUUUGUGUGUUUCGCCAUCAACUUCAUUCUGCUCUUCUACAAGGUCACUGGUGAAUCUGAUGAAGAAGCUCCUGAUGAGCAACGCUGGGGCAGUGAGGAUGAGGAGGAAGAUGAUGAGAACACGCUCUUCGACAUGGAUGAGUUUGUGCUUCAGGAGAGCACCGGGUACAUGUUUCCAACGCUUCGCUUCCUAGCUAUUUUCCACACCGUCAUCUCACUCCUCUGUCUGGUCGGAUACUACUGCCUGAAGGUUCCUUUAGUGGUGUUUAAGAGGGAGAAGGAGAUCGCCAGGAAGCUUGAAUUUGAUGGUCUGUACAUCACCGAGCAGCCAUCUGAUGAUGACAUCAAAGGCCAGUGGGAUCGACUCGUCAUUAACACGCCGUCUUUCCCGAGCAACUACUGGGACAAGUUUAUCAAACGCAAGGUGAUCAACAAAUACAGUGACCUGUAUGGAGCUGAACGUAUCGCUGAGCUGUUGGGCCUGGAUAAGAGCGCUCUGGACUUUGACCCCACUGUGGAGACUGUGGAGAAGGAAGCCUCCCUGCUGUCCUGGCUGAGCUCCAUCGAUACCAAGUACCACAUCUGGAAACUGGGCGUGGUUUUGACCGAUAAUUCCUUCCUGUAUCUGAUCUGGUACACUACCAUGUCCAUCUUUGGACACUUCAACAACUUCUUCUUUGCUGCUCAUCUGCUGGACAUCGCCAUGGGCUUCAAGACCCUCCGCACCAUCCUGUCCUCUGUCACUCACAACGGCAAACAGCUUGUGCUGACUGUGGGUCUGCUGGCCGUGGUCGUCUAUCUCUACACCGUGGUGGCCUUCAACUUCUUCAGGAAGUUCUACAAUAAGAGCGAGGAUGAGGACGAGCCCGAUAUGAAAUGUGACGACAUGAUGACGUGCUACAUGUUCCACAUGUAUGUGGGUGUGAGAGCUGGAGGUGGUAUUGGAGACGAGUUGGAGGACCCAGCUGGAGACCCCUAUGAGCUUUACCGCAUCCUCUUUGACAUCACCUUCUUCUUCUUUGUCAUCGUCAUCCUGCUGGCCAUCAUUCAGGGUUUGAUCAUUGAUGCCUUUGGUGAACUGAGAGACCAGCAGGAGCAGGUGAAGGAGGACAUGGAGACCAAAUGCUUCAUCUGCGGUAUUGGGAAUGACUACUUUGAUCGAACGCCUCACGGGUUUGAAACCCAUACCUUACAAGAGCACAACCUUGCCAACUACCUGUUCUUCCUGAUGUACCUGAUUAACAAGGAUGAGACUGAACACACCGGCCAGGAGUCAUAUGUGUGGAAGAUGUACCAGGAGAGAUGCUGGGACUUCUUCCCUACCGGAGACUGCUUCCGGAAGCAAUAUGAGGACCAGUUGGGUUAGAGACGGCAGCCCUGAGUGAGUGCCCCGAACUGCCCUCUCUACUUAUUCUUCGAUCUGAAAGAGACACUGAACUCGACUUCACCCUGUUAACAGAACCUGGACACUCACUGGACUUUCUCUGCUGCUGUGGUGUUAAAAAUGUGAAGUAACAAAUCAUCGUGAAUCCUAACACAAACAUAACUUCUUCAAGGAUCUGAUUUUAAGGCUACUGACUGACUGACUGAUGAUUGGACAUUUCCGGUUUGUGCAUCCUCUUCCACGUAACAGAAAACAGUCACUUGCCACGACGCCUCUUUUAUGCAAAAUCCUUCUUUUGAUUCUUCUUACUCACAUUGCCUUUUCACUUGCUUAACCCCAACCUGUUGCACAAUUUGUUGUGUGUAGACAUUUGAUACACAUGAAGGGUUACAGCAUGACAACUGAAUGUCUGAAUAUGCACAAUUUCUAGAUGAAUGCCAGGAUGUUAGUGUAUUGAUCCAGUCGUCAUCAUCAAAUCAAAUGUGAGACCUGAUUUGCCUUUCAAAGCUGGUUGAAAUCUGUCGAAUGAAAUGUUGAGUCACCUCUGGUCUUGGAUGUUUUUGUUCUUUUUUCAAGGACCAGAGAUGACUUGCAGAGGUGUUUAAGUGCCAAAGUGCCUUAUGAGAAACUAUGCAAAAAAAAAAAACAACACAUUUUUGUCCCUCCUGACACAAGCAGUGCUCUAGUUCUGGAUUAGUUACAAGCAGAUUUAGCUGAAGCUAGUUUUGUGGCUUUUAAGUCAAAAAUAGAAACCAUUUGUUGUAUAAAAUCUAGAUAAUCCUUGUGUAAAUGUUGCUUAGUUUGGUUUUGUUCCUGAGCUGUGGUGUCCUGCCCGCCUGCACUUCUUUCCACAGCACACCCACCCCACAAGCUGAGGAGAAGUUAAGAAAAAAAUAAGUUGGUUUAAGGAUUUAUUGAACACUUACAAAAUGGUUACCUGCUAUUGUAUGGCCAUUUGUAUGUAUGUAGAAGCUUUGGUAAAAACUGCGUUUCUUUUGACGAGAGGGAGGAAAUGAAUAAAGUAACUGACGCAA